Molecule: messenger RNA, 1560 nt
Organism: Paecilomyces variotii
Lineage: Eukaryota; Fungi; Ascomycota; Eurotiomycetes; Eurotiales; Thermoascaceae
Product: RNP domain protein
Exons: 1
Coding region: 222-1379 (385 amino acids)
Molecular function (GO): mRNA binding
Source: RefSeq, a predicted model, not a curated record
UUUUUUUUACACGCACGGAGUUAUCCUGUCACCCCAUCGACUCCCAACUUGUCACCGUUCGUGUGGCUGGCGUUCCCUCGUGGUCGAGAAGUUCUCUCAGGUGUGACGUCUGGCGUAGGCUCGCUGCGCCCAGUCAGGGCCUGAAGGUACGUGUUUUUGCUGCCAGUUGCAUCCUCACACGGCGCAUCAAAUCCGUCUUCUGCUCGAACCGUCCAUUCAUCAUGUCGUAUCCGCCUCCUGCAGGUUUGCCGCCGCGGCCUCCACCACCCGCCGGCUCCCAGUCGUCCUCCUUCAAACCAGCCUAUGCAGCUGCGCCCUCGUACGCUUCCUCGGCCUCCGGAUAUGCUGCCAGUGCCAAACCGUCCGGGGCAGGCCACAGUGCCUUCACCGCGUUCCAGCCACGCUCCGUAGCUUCCAACCAGCCCUACCGCACUAGUAGUCCUGUCGUUUCCGCUCCGCCCGCAUCAGCACCAGCAGCAAGCUAUCCGGCCGCUACGACGGGCUACAGCGCGGGCGCCUAUCAAUAUCCACAACAAUCCUACCAGGCCGGUCCUUCGUACUACGGCCAACCACAGUAUGGAGACACCACCUACGGCGCCACGGUGCCCCGAAUUCAGAACCCUUUCCCGCUCCCGGGGCAAGACAAGGGCGGAAUGAAUUACGGACGCCAUGAUUCCGGCGUGGACCCGGACACAGAAGCACAGAUCGCACAGUGGCAGAGUGCGUACAUGGGCAGGGAAGCUGAUCCUACCCCUGGUAAUAAGGGGCCAGGUCGUCGGGACGGUCCUGCCGCUGCGACAGGCGCAAAUACGGGCACCCUAGGUGCGUCGCGCUUUGAUUCAUCUACCCCGUUGGCCGGUCCGACAGCUUCCAACACGCCCGUUCCCGGUCCGGGGCGUCAGGAGCCUGUUCAGAAGACUGUUAUUCGUUCGGGCGGUGGUCAGACCUGGACGGACCCGACCCUGGUGGAAUGGGAUCCAGCGCACUUCCGACUCUUCGUUGGUAACCUUGCGGGCGAGGUGACAGACGACUCGUUGCUCAAAGCGUUCUCCAGGUAUCCGUCCGUGCAGAAAGCGCGCGUCAUUCGCGACAAGCGCACCGAGAAGAGCAAGGGAUACGGGUUUGUCAGUUUCAGUGACGGUGACGAUUACCUGAAAGCGGCGCGAGAGAUGCAGGGCAAGUAUAUCGGUUCCCAUCCGGUGUUGCUGCGUCGCGCGACAACGGAGGUGCGGCCUGUGGCGAACGCCAAGCUCGGAAAGAAGGGCGGAGCACGUGGCCACGGCGGAAACCAGAGCGGGUCCGCCGGCAGUACCAAGGUCAAGCACGACGGAGUGAAGAAGCAGAGCAAGACCAAGGGUGGUCUUAAGAUCUUGGGAUGAAUUAUGCCAUGCUAGUCUUUCUGUAUCAUGCCAAUCAUUUUUUAUUUUCUUCUUCCCUCUCUUGGGUUGGCCUGUGCGUUGCUGUAUUCGGUAUGAGCGGAUUCUGAGACAUGGCGUUUUUGUCGUAUUAUAGAAUACACUAUUAUGUCUAAAUGCCAUCUAAUAUUCUGAUGUCUCUAUA